AUGACUGUGCGAAAGGGAAACAAGCGCCUGACCAUCUCCAUCCAGGAACACAUGGCCAUUGACGUCUGUCCCGGGCCAAUCCGCCCCAUACGACAGAUCUCUGCCUACUUUCCCCGCCUCUCGCCCACUUCCUCCGUCUCUGAGUUGAAUCCAGCCAAUCCAUCUGGGUUUCCCGCCACACUCAGCCCCAGCAGCGGAGGAGGGGCAGUAGGUGGAGGAGGAGGGGGCAGCGGUGGCCUGUUGUCCCCACUGUUGGCGGGGGCAACAGGAGACGGCGGAGGGGGCACGUUGUCGGCCAUGAGUAGCAUGGACACAUCAAUCGAGAUUGACAGCUGUGACAGCGAUGACAGCACCGCCUUGGGGACAUUGGAGUUUGACCUGCUGUAUGAGCGAGCCACCAGCUCCUUACACUGCACCGUAAUCAAAGCCAAGGGUCUGAAGCCAAUGGAUUUCAAUGGCCUGGCCGAUCCUUACGUCAAGCUGCACCUGCUCCCAGGCGCCUGCAAGGCGAACAAACUGAAGACCAAGAUCGUGCACAACACCCUGAACCCUGUGUGGAAUGAAAGACUCACCUACCUGGGCAUCACAGAGGAGGACAUGUACAGAAAGACACUCAGGGUGUCUGUGUGUGACGAGGACAAGCUGACGCAUAACGAGUUCAUCGGAGAGUCGCGGGUGGCCCUGCGCCGCGUGAAGCCCGACCAAACCAAGCGCUUCAACAUUUGUCUGGAACACCCACCGCCUCUUCCCUCCCCUUCUGCAAUGAGCGCGGCACUGAGAGGCAUUUCCUGCUACCUGAGAGAGUGGGAGAGUGAACAGCAGAGGAGUCUGGAGGAGAGGGGUCGUCUGCUGCUCUGCCUGCAGUUCCUCCCCACGUCCAGUGUGGUCGAUAAGGCCAAAGGGGAGGCCAAGGAGAUGGCCCACGGAGGGCUUUGUGUGGGUGUGCGACGAUGCGCCCACCUAGCCGCCAUGGACGUCAACGGAUUCUCGGACCCCUAUGUCAAAACGUACCUCAAGCCAGACCUGCAGAAGAAAUCCAAGCAUAAAACAGCCGUCAUAAAAAAGACUCUUAACCCCGAGUUUAAUGAGGAGUUCUUCUAUGAGAUCUCCUUCACGGAGCUGUCCACCAAAACCCUGGAGGUCACCGUCUGGGACUACGACCUAGGGAAAUCCAACGAUUUUAUUGGAGGCGUGUCCUUAGGCUGUCACUCACAAGGAGAAACUCUCCAGCAUUGGAUAGACUGUCUGAAGAACAAGGGCACAAAGGUGGAGCGAUGGCACACGUUGACCAAUGAGCUGCCUGGAUCCACAUUCCAUGAAUGAAAAUGGGCCAAUAAUGAUAUCUCACCACUGUACUGUUUUUGGCCAAAAUGUUUGGCUAAAAUGGGAUUAUCGAUGAAAAGGUGUUCAUCAUCGCAUGUUAUGAAGAUGUAUUCUGAAUGACUUGAACAUUUGAGUUCAGAAAGAAAUGGUAGGGGUGUGGUGUUAAUUGAGCCAAAGGGGUAAGUUAAGGCAUCCUUGUUUCUAAGAAACCAUACACAAAAUGUAUAAUUUGGCCAAAUACUUAGGAAGCGGUCAUCAU
Salvelinus namaycush (lake trout) is the source of this 1582-nucleotide messenger RNA. RefSeq names its product double C2-like domain-containing protein alpha. The record is from RefSeq and is a predicted model, not a curated record. The transcript has 10 exons. The coding region runs from base 1 to 1323 and encodes 440 amino acids. NCBI's taxonomy places the organism in Eukaryota, Metazoa, Chordata, Actinopteri, Salmoniformes, Salmonidae.